UAAGCCGAUCAGGAUGGAUGCUGUGAGAGGACAUCUGGAGAGAUUGGUGGAGGUAUUGAAGCCACAGAUGGAAUUUUUAAACUGCCAUAUGGUGGACUACUUAGUGAAAGACCAUUGGAAGACGCACAUUCCGGCGAAUGUAAGGAAAGAGUUGAAUGGAAUGUCCGAUUUGUUGGAAGCCAAAGAAGUUUUUUGGAAUCAAUUCGACGUUAAGUAUGAGAAUGCCGGCAAGUAUCCUUCCCUUGUCGAGCAUAUAGAAAAGAUGAAAGCGUACAAACUGGAUAGAUUGACAGACGUAACAAUGUCGGUAGACCAAUUACGAACGGCUUUCGAUUCCAGCUUGAAAGAGACCCGCCUGCAGAUGCCCGAGCUGAUGAGUGUCAAGAAACGCCACGAGGUGGAAAUCGCUUCGGCAGUUGUGGCUUCGCUUUGUACGGUGCUGGCUGCGAAGAACUCCGACAAUGAUCUCGACCAGGUAGCUGUCAUCGAUGCGGGGGACGGAAAAGGGUACCUUUCGUCGAGAGUGGCUUUGGAACACGGUAUCAAAGUGCUUGGGAUCGAUUCCAACGAGGGACACACCGUUAGUGCGGAGAAACGCAGGGAUAAGCUGAAGAACAAGGUGCGAAAAGCAGUCAAAAAAUCGGAACUGGCCAACGAAGAAUACUUCAAUGAUUUGUUGGAAAUCGGUCCAAGCGUGGAGCCUAAUUACAAAACGACUACGAAGCUCAUCGAUUUCGACACGAAUCUAAUUGAAAUGGUUAAGGAACAAUUCCCGGACUCCAAUGCAACCCAGUUUUGUUUGGCGGGGCUUCACACGUGCGGCAAUUUAGGCCCGAACUGUUUGAGGCUGUUCCAUCAAAAUCCACACAUCAAAGCGCUGUGCAAUGUGGGCUGCUGCUAUCAUCUGCUGAUUGAGGAAUUUGUCGUGGACCCGUUCUACAAUCGCGACAAGGUGAAGGACAACCCCGGAGUGGGAUUUCCUAUGAGUGAAUUCCUGCGGGCGAAAGGUUUCUAUUUGGGCCGAAAUGCUAGAAACUUGGCUGCUGAAUCGAUCGAGCGAUCGGCUUUCAAUCGCGAGAAUCCAAACGACAAGUUGGGCUACCGAGCAAUGCUGGAAAUUGUGUUGCUGCAACUGGAAGCGGACGUCAGCAAACAAGUUGGUAAGUUGAAAUGUUCGGAUUUUGUAGAUUAUGCUAGGAAAGCGCUACGUCGGCUAGACGUAGAUGGCUCAGGGAUUUCGGAGGAGUUUUUAAAAGAUUUGGAAAGUAAAUUUCAUGUAGAGCUUGAGCAAUUGAAAGUAUUUUAUCUCUAUCGAAUGACUUACGCCCCCAUCCUGGAGGGGGUAAUUCUGUUGGAUCGUCUUCUAUUUCUCAAAGAAUCCGGAUACGAAAAUAGUUUCUUGGUGAAGUUAUUCGAUCCGGUCGUAUCACCGCGUUGUUACUCUAUUUUAGCGUUCAAAUAAAUUUUAUAUAUGAAGAGAGAA
Messenger RNA from Aedes aegypti (yellow fever mosquito), 1483 nucleotides. Its product is annotated as methyltransferase-like protein 25. Bases 14 to 1462 code for a protein of 482 amino acids. The transcript has 2 exons. Lineage: Eukaryota; Metazoa; Arthropoda; Insecta; Diptera; Culicidae. The record is from RefSeq and is a predicted model, not a curated record.